Molecule: messenger RNA, 1620 nt
Organism: Saitoella complicata NRRL Y-17804
Lineage: Eukaryota; Fungi; Ascomycota; Saitoellomycetes; Saitoellales; Saitoellaceae
Product: NADH-ubiquinone oxidoreductase 51 kDa subunit mitochondrial precursor
Exons: 1
Coding region: 23-1507 (494 amino acids)
Molecular function (GO): FMN binding; 4 iron, 4 sulfur cluster binding; NAD binding
Source: RefSeq, a predicted model, not a curated record
UCCACCGAUAUAUACCAGCAAGAUGUUGCGGUCAACUGCUGCUAGGCGUCUUGCGGCUGUCAAGGUCGUUGCUCCCGUUUCCCGGGUGCGCGCUCUUGCCACCGUCGCCGAUGCGCCCGCAAAGAAGACCUCCGGCUUCGGUUUGAAGGACCAGGACCGUAUCUUCCAGAACCUCUACGGCCAGCAUGGAUCCGACCUCAAGUCCGCCAUGAGGCUCGGUGACUGGCACAAGACGAAGGAGAUGUUGUUGAAGGGACACGACUGGAUCAUUUCGGAGUUGAAGGCGUCUGGUCUCCGUGGUCGUGGUGGUGCCGGUUUCCCUACCGGUUUGAAGUACAGUUUCAUGAACAAGCCUGGAUGGGAGAAGGAUGGUCGUCCUCGAUACCUCGUUAUCAACGCUGAUGAGGGUGAGCCUGGAACUUGUAAGGACAGAGAGAUUUUGAGGAAGGACCCCCACAAGCUCGUUGAGGGAUGUCUGUUAGCUGGACGUGCGAUGAACGCUACCCACUGUAUUAUCUACAUUCGUGGUGAGUUCUACAACGAGGCGUCAGCUCUUCAGACCGCUAUCAACGAGGCGUACAAGGCUGGUAUGAUGGGUAAGAACGCUUGUGGAUCUGGAUACGAUAUGGAGAUGUUUAUCCACCGUGGUGCUGGUGCCUACAUCUGUGGUGAGGAGACGAGUUUGAUUGAGUCUAUUGAGGGUAAGCAGGGUAAGCCCAGACUUAAGCCUCCGUUCCCGGCCGAUGUCGGUGUUUUCGGAUGCCCUACCACCGUCACCAACGUCGAGACAGUCGCUGUCGUUCCGACCAUCUUGAGGCGUGGUGGUGCCUGGUUCAACGCUUUCGGUCGUGAGCGUAACUCCGGUACCAAGCUUUUCGCCAUCUCCGGUCACGUCAACAAGCCUUGCACGGUCGAGGAGGAGAUGUCUAUUCCUCUCAAGGAGCUUAUUGAGAAGCACUGUGGUGGUGUUCGUGGUGGAUGGGACAACCUUCUCGGUAUCAUUCCCGGAGGAUCCUCCGUCCCUGUGUUGCCCAGGCACAUGUGUGACGAUGUUUUGAUGGAUUUCGAUGCGUUGAGGGAUGUUCAGUCUGGUUUGGGUACGGCUGCUGUUAUCGUCAUGGACAAGUCUACCGAUAUCGUCAGGGCAAUUUCCCGAUUCGCCUCUUUCUACAAGCACGAGUCCUGUGGUCAGUGCACGCCUUGUCGUGAGGGUACCACUUGGCUGCAGAAGAUGAUGGCCCGUUUCGAGAACGGUAACGCACGAUCAAGAGAGAUUGACAUGAUGUGGGAGUUGACUAAGGAGAUCGAGGGUCACACUAUCUGUGCUUUGGGUGAUGCCGCCGCAUGGCCUGUGCAGGGUUUGAUUCGUCACUUCAGGCCGGAGUUGGAGAAGAGGGUUGAGGAUUUCGCGAGGUUGAAUGGUGGUGAGGCGUUUGCUGGUGGACACCUCCCAAACUCGGAGAAGAUGAUGGUGCAGAAGGACACCCUGAUCGCUCCUGGACAGUAGAGGAGGGGAUCCGAGAGUUUGUAAACUAGUAAUAUCUUUUAGAAAAGCAAAGCGUUUGUUUUCUCAUUGAACGGUCUUGUUAGUUGGUUUUUUUGUGCUUGGUAUAUCAAUGG